Molecule: messenger RNA, 8101 nt
Organism: Pseudoliparis swirei
Lineage: Eukaryota; Metazoa; Chordata; Actinopteri; Perciformes; Liparidae
Gene: pi4kaa
Product: phosphatidylinositol 4-kinase, catalytic, alpha a
Exons: 54
Coding region: 127-6231 (2034 amino acids)
Biological process (GO): phosphatidylinositol-mediated signaling; phosphatidylinositol phosphate biosynthetic process
Cellular component (GO): plasma membrane; cytoplasm
Molecular function (GO): 1-phosphatidylinositol 4-kinase activity
Source: RefSeq, a predicted model, not a curated record
GCUUCGCGUUCUUUGUUGGACCACCUCGCGCUCGCCGUAGUUUGUCGGUGCGCGCCGCCGCUGCUCGUCGGGACCGAAUGAAGCGGAAUGUUCGCGGUGUCCCGGCGGCGGUAGGACGGCCUCAGCAUGUCUCUGCACGGCGGGGGCGGCCGCGGCUUCUACUUCAGCACCGUGCUGGCGCUGGCGCGGUCGCUGGCGGCGCACCGCCACGCGCCCAUCGACAAGGUGCAGAAGCUGCAGUGCAUGUGCCCCGUGGACUUCAGAGGCGUCUUCCAGCUGGACGAGAGGAGGAGGGACGCCGUCAUCGCUCUGGGGGUCUUCCUGGUGGAGUCGGACCUGCAGCACAAGGACGCCAUCGUGCCCUACGUCCUCGGGCUGCUCAGAGGCCUGCCCCGAGUUCAGUGGAUUGAAGAAAGCUCCGAGCGCAAAGGAAGAGAGACGCUUCCUGUGGCAGAGAACUUCACCUUCGGCCUCGUCACGCUCCUCUCAGACGUUGCCCAGCGAGAUGAGACCUACCGAGGACAGAUCCUGGAGGCCAUCAUGGACAUCAUGCAUGUGCUGCAGGAUAUCUGCAAGAACCCAGAGGCUCACGAUAAAGAGUACCUGUGCAGGUACAUCGUGCCCACCUUGCUGGGCGUGGCCCGAGCUUUCGGCCGCUACAGCAACACCGCCGAGCCGCUGCUCUCCAAGCUGUUCCCGCGGCCGGUGGUCACCGUGCCGCCGUCGGCCGACGACAGCGACGCGCCGGACCGCCGCUCCUUCAACGACUUCCGCUCCAUCCUGUCGAGCUCGUUGCUCACGGUGUGUCAGGCGGACGCCAUGAGGCGGAAAGGCUCCAGCCAACAGGCCAGCCCAGAGAGAGUCUGUCUGACCCCCAUCUCACCUGCUGACCCCUCUGCUCAGUACUUUGAAGGCUCCUACCUCCCCGACGGCAGCGCCUUGGACCCCGACUACUACUUCUCCACCAUCAGCUCCAGCUUCUCCGUGUCGCCGCUCUUCACGGGCAGCAGCUCCGGGGAGUUCCACAUCCCUCUGGAGAUGCUCAGGACGCUGCUGCACAUGGUGGAGCAGUUUGUGUCGGAGUGGUUUUUAAAAGCUCUGGACGGAUCCCUGGCAGAGCUCCUGGAGUUGCAUCCUGGUCUUCAUCUCUACUACAAAACCUUCAGCGACCCUCUGUACGUUGCCAUCUUCAAGAUGCUCAGAGACACUCUGUACAACCUCAAAGACCUCCAGACGGACUACGUGAAGGAGGUGCACGACUUCGUGCUGGAGCAGUUCAGCAGCAGCCAGUCGGAGCUGCAGAGGAUCCUGCACGACGUGGAGUACCUGCAGAGCGAGCUGAGCCCGCUCAAGCUGCGCUGCCAGGCCAACGCCGCCUGCGUGGACCUCAUGGUGUGGGCGGUGACCGAGGAGCAGGGAGCCGAGAACCUGUGCACCAAACUGUCCGAGAAGCUGCAGUCCAAGACCUCGAGCAAGGUCAUCAUCGCCCACAUGCCGCUGCUCAUCUGCUGCCUGCAGAGACCCUGUGGCGGGGAGAUAAAGAUCCAUGUGACCAACGAACAUUCUCAGUCGACUCUCAGCACUCACUCGAGUAAGAAGAGCCACUCGUCCAUGUACGAGCAGCUGAGGGACAUCUCCAUCGACAACAUCUGCAGGUGCCUGAAGGCCGGCCUGACGAUGGACAACGUCAUCGUGGAAGCGUUCCUCGCCAGUCUGUCCAACCGCCUCUACAUCUACCAGGAGAACGACAAGGACGCUCACCUGAUCCCAGAUCACACCAUCAGGGCCCUGGGUCACAUCGCCGUGGCCUUGAGGGACACCCCCAGGGUGAUGGAGCCCAUCCUGCAGAUCCUGCAGCAGAAGUUCUGCCAGCCUCCGUCCCAGCUGGACGUGCUCAUCAUCGACCAGCUGGGCUGCAUGGUCAUCACGGGCAACCAAUACAUCUACCAGGAGGUGUGGAACUUGUUCCAGCAGAUCAGCGUGAAAGCCAGCUCCAUGGUCUACUCCAACAAAGACUACAAGGACCACGGGUACCGGCACUGCUCCCUGGCCGUCAUCAACGCUCUGGGCAACAUAGCAGCGAACCUCCAGGCCGAGCAGAUGGUGGACGAGCUGCUGGUCAACCUGCUGGAGCUGUUCGUCCAGCUGGGGCUGGAGGGGAAGAGAGCCAGUGAGAGAGCCCCGGACAAGGGCCCGGCUCUCAAGGCGUCGAGCAGCGCCGGAAACCUCGGCGUGCUCGUCCCGGUCAUCGCGGUGCUGACCAAGAGGUUGCCACCGAUCAAGGAGGCGAAGCCUCGCCUGCAGAAGCUCUUCAGGGACUUCUGGCUCUACUCUGUGGUGAUGGGCUUCGCUGUGGAGGGCUCAGGCCUGUGGCCAGAGGAGUGGUACGAGGGCGUCUGUGAGAUCGCCACCAAGUCUCCGCUGCUCACGUUCCCCAGCGGGGAGCCGCUGCGCUCGGAGCUGCAGUACAACUCGGCGCUGAAGAACGACACCGUCACCCCGGCUGAGCUGAACGAUCUGCGCGGCACCAUCAUCAACCUGCUGGACCCGCCCCCCGAGGUGGCGGCCCUCAUCAACAAGCUGGACUUCGCCAUGUCCACGUACCUGCUGUCCGUGUACCGGCUGGAGUACAUGAGUGAUGUUCCACACACGCCGAUCCAGAAGGACAAGUCAGGUAUGAUGCAGUGUGUGAUCGCCGUCAGCGACAAGGUGUUUGAGGUCUUCCUGCACAUGAUGGCUGAGAAGCCCAAAACCAAGGCCCACGAGGAGGAGCUGGAGCGCCACGCCCAGUUCCUGCUGGUCAACUUCAACCACAUCCACAAGAGGAUCCGCAGGGUGGCCGACAAGUACCUGUCCGGCCUGGCUGAAACGUUCCCUCACCUGCUGUGGAGCGGCCGUGUGCUGAGGACCAUGCUGGACAUCCUGCAGACGCUGUCGCUCUCGCUCAGCGCCGACAUUCAUAAAGACCCGCCGUACUACGACAUCCCCGACACGCCGCACAGGAUCACCGUCCCCGAUACGUACGAAGCUCGAGAGAGCAUCGUGAAGGAUUUUGCCGCCCGCUGUGGGGAGAUCCUGAAGGAGGCGAUGAAGUGGGCGCCGUCCGUCACCAAGUCCCACCUCCAGGAGUAUCUGAACAAGCAUCAGAACUGGGUGUCGGGCCUCUCCCAGCACACCGGCCUGGCCAUGGCCACCGAGAGCAUCCUGCACUUCGCCGGCUACAACCGGCAGAGCACCACCCUGGGGUCCACUCAGCUGACCGAGAGGCCCACCUGUGUGAAGAAGGACUACUCUAACUUCAUGGCCUCCCUCAACCUCAGGAACAGAUACGCCGGAGAGGUGUCGGGUAUGAUCCACUUCGCCCAGGCGGUCAAAGGUCACUCCGACCUGAGCCGGCUGUUGAUCCGGCAGAUGGGCGAGGCUCUGGACGCCGCGCAGCCCGAGGCCUUCACCGAGGCCAUGUUCAAACUGGCCGCCUUGCUCAUCAGCUCCAAAGAGUGCGACCCCCAGCUCCUGCACCACCUCUGCUGGUCUCCUCUCAAGAUGUUCACGGCUCACGGCAUGGAGACCUCCAUCGCCUGCUGGGAGUGGCUGCUGGCGGCGCGCGUCGGCGUGGAAGUGCCGUUCAUGCGAGAGAUGGCGGGCGCCUGGCAGAUGACCGUGGAGCUGAAGAUGGGCUUGUUCUCCGACGCCAAGGUGGAGGCCGACCCCCUGGCGGCGUCGGAGGAGAGCCAGCCAAUCCCCUGCCCUCCGGACGUCACGCCGCACCACAUCUGGAUCGAGUUCCUCGUCCAGCGGUUUGAGAUCGCCAAAUACUCCAGCGCCGACCAAGUGGAGAUUUUCGGCAGUUUGCUGCAGCGCUCGCUGUCGCUCCACGUGGGCGGGGCCAAGAGUGGCCUGAACCGCCACGUCGCCGCAAUCGGCCCUCGCUUCAGGCUGCUGACCCUGGGUCUGUCUCUGCUGCACUCCGACGUCCUCACCAACUCCACCAUCAGGAACGUUCUGCGGGAGAAGAUCUACUCCACGGCCUUCGACUACUUCAGCGCUCCUCUAAAGUUUCCCACCCAGGGCGACAAGUCUCUCCGCGAGGACAUCAGCAUCAUCAUCCGUUUCUACGCCAGCAUCCUGUCGGACAAGAAGUACCUGGCGGCGUGCCACCUGGUGCCCCCCGACAACCAGGACCCGUCCCUCAACAGCCUGGCGGUGAUGAACGCCACCGACCUCCGGGGCAACGCCGACUCCAGCGCUCGCUCCCAGCAGAGCAGCCAGGGCUGGAUCAACACGUACCCGCUGUCCAGCGGCAUGUCCACCGCCUCCAAGAAGUCAGGGACGUCCAAGAAGACUAACAGAGGGACGCAGCUCCACAAGUACUACAUGAAACGCAGGACUCUGCUGCUGGCCUUACUGGCCAGCGAGAUCGAGCGGCUGACCACGUGGUACAACCCGCUGUCCACCCAGGAGCUGCUCAUCGUCACGGAGCAGUCGGUGGAGACCAGCAUCGCCAACUGGAGGUCCAAGUACAUCAGCCUGACGGAGAAGCAGUGGAAGGACAACGUCAACCUGGCCUGGGGCAUCGCGCCCUACCUGGCCAUGCAGCUGCCCACCAGGUUUAAGAACGACGCCAUUGUUGCCGAAGUGACUCGGCUGGUGAGGCUGGACCCCGGAGCCGUGAGCGACGUACCGGAGGCCGUCAAGUUCCUGGUCACGUGGCACACCAUCGACGCCGACUCCCCCGAGCUGAGCCACAUCCUGUGCUGGGCUCCGGCCGACCCCCCCACCGGCCUGUCGUACUUCAGCAGCAUGUACCCUCCUCACCCGCUCACCGCGCAGUACGGCGUCAAGGUGCUGCGCUCCUUCCCCCCCGACGCCAUCUUGUUCUACAUCCCUCAGAUUGUUCAGGCGCUGCGUUAUGACAAGAUGGGCUACGUGAGGGAGUACAUCCUGUGGGCGGCCCAGAAGUCUCAGCUGCUCGCCCACCAGUUCAUCUGGAACAUGAAGACCAACAUCUUCAUGGACGAGGAGGGCCACCAGAAGGACCCCGACAUCGGGGAGCUGCUGGAGCAGAUGGUGGAGGAGAUCACGGGCUCGCUGUCGGGUCCAGCCAAAGACUUCUACCAGAGGGAGUUUGACUUCUUCAACAAGAUCACCAACGUGUCCGCCAUCCUCAAGCCGGUUCCAAAGGGAGAGGAGAGGAGGAGGGCGUGUCUUAAAGCGCUGUCGGACAUCAAAGUUCAGCCAGGCUGUUACCUGCCCAGUAACCCUGAAGCCAUCGUGCUGGACAUCGACUACAAGUCUGGGACCCCCAUGCAGAGCGCCGCCAAGGCGCCCUACCUGGCCAAGUUCAAGGUGAAGCGCUGCGGCGUGAGCGAGCUGGAGAAGGAGGGGCUCCGCUGCCCGGCCGACUCCCUGGACGACGGGGACGAGAACCCGGACGAGUCGCGCAGGAUCUGCUGGCAGGCGGCCAUCUUUAAAGUGGGAGACGACUGCAGACAGGACAUGCUCGCUCUGCAGAUCAUCGGCCUCUUCAAGAAUAUCUUCCAGCUGGUCGGCCUGGACCUGUUCGUCUUCCCCUACAGGGUGGUGGCCACGGCGCCGGGGUGCGGGGUGAUCGAGUGCAUCCCAGACUGCAAGUCCAGAGACCAGCUGGGCCGGCAGACGGACUUCGGGAUGUACGAUUACUUCCGCAACCAGUACGGCGACGAGUCCACGCUCGCCUUCCAGAAGGCGCGCUACAACUUCAUCCGCAGCAUGGCCGCCUACAGCCUGCUGCUGUUCCUGCUGCAGAUCAAAGACCGGCACAACGGCAACAUCAUGCUGGACAGCAAGGGCCACCUCAUCCACAUCGACUUCGGCUUCAUGUUCGAGAGCUCUCCUGGAGGAAACCUGGGCUGGGAGCCGGACAUCAAGCUGACCGACGAGAUGGUGAUGAUCAUGGGCGGCAAGAUGGAGGCCACGCCCUUCAAGUGGUUCAUGGAGAUGUGUGUCAGAGGCUACCUGGCAGUCCGACCCUACAUGGACGCCGUGGUUUCUCUGGUGACCCUCAUGCUGGACACUGGCCUGCCGUGCUUCAGAGGACAGACCAUCAAGCUCCUCAAAGGACGGUUUAAUCCUCAAAUGAGUGAGAAGGAAGCGGCAGCGUUCAUCAUCAAAGUCAUCCAGAGCUGUUUCCUCAGCAGCAGGAGCAAGACGUACGACAUGCUGCAGUACUACCAGAACCAAAUCCCCUACUGAGGCUCCUCCGCCUCCGCUGCUCCUCCACGGCGAGCGCCUCCACACGGACGCACUGCAGCACCUCCUUCUUUCUUUCUGUGGAUGAUGAUGUUUUAAAGGAGGCGCUCGUCGCGGCCAUUUGAUCCCCGAACGCUUUUAUUCUGCGUUUUUUCUAACGUUGCGAUGUUCUCCUGCGUUGUUAAAAGUCUUUUAAUGAACUCUCGUUACUUUGUGCGACUUUUACCAAACGAACGAGGAAUUCUAAUCGCCCUUUAAGUAUUGUUCUUCAUCGUUAUCCUUUCUCCUCACGACGCUUUUAUGCACUUUAUGGGCUCCUCUUCCCGGCGGAUCAAAACUAUCUGGAGCUCAAUCAGCCGAUCAAUAACACGCCAGUAUUUUAGUUUAGGACACGGGAUCCAUCAGCUUUAACGCAGCGCUAGUCUUUAGGUAUGUCACGUGUACUCACUAGUUUCAUGCUGAGUUAAGUGUGAAGGAACAUAAUCAUUCUCAUAAUUGUGCAUCAGCGUUUAGCUUCAACUUGUUUAUUCAGAGGUUUUUAUUAUUAUUUUUAUUCCCACUACAGAAACUUAACGACUUGUUCUGUCUUUUGUUUCCACUAUUUGAAUAAACCGGGUUUUUCUUCUUCUUUUGUAGCAUUACAUCUUUAAAAAACAGACGUUAUGUAUAUAUAUAUUUAUAUAACUUAAUAGACUCUUAACCGUCUGCAUGAAAAGAUUUUUCUCCUAAAACAAACACGGUCGCUGGAAGAAACCGCGAGAAAAAAAAAUGGAUGAAGCUCCGCCCACUCAACAUUUAAAAUGUUCUCAUUGGUUGAUUAAUAAAUACAACAAAGAUGAGACGACGUGUGCAAAUAUUAGUUGAGUCUUGUUUGAAGUUCAGAGUUUAUUAGUUCAAGGAAAUAAAAUUAAUUCAAUGUUAAAAGUGCCAAGAUCUUAAGAUUUGUUUUGUAUCGUCACCGUUAAGUUUCAGGCUGGAAAACAGGUCAAUAAAAGCAGAACCUGUGACAGCCAAUCAAAUCAGGCAGGAGGCGGGCUUUACUUAUAUUCUGAUUUAAACUGAUGCUUCACGUGUUAAAGCUGCAUUCUCUCUCCUGACCACCAGGGGGUGACUCUUUUGGUUGUAUAGAAGUCUAUGCUUCACGUGUUAAAGCUGCAUUCUCUCUCCUGACCACCAGGGGGUGACUCUUUUGGUUGUAUGGAAGUCUAUGCUUCACGUGUUAAAGCUGCAUUCUCUCUCCUGACCACCAGGGGGUGACUCUUUUGGUUGUAUAGAAGUCUAUGCUUCGUGUUAGAGCUGCAUUCCCUCUCCUAACCACAAGGGGGCGACUCCUCUGGUUGUAUAGAAGUCUAUUUUCAAAAAAUUCCACCACACACACUACAAGUAUACUUCCCUCAGUUCGUAGCUUUUAUUAAAUAGAACAAUAUUUAAAGUUCCUGUAGUGGGAAAAGUUUAAUUUUUUUCUAUUACUUGUUUUUUUACAUCCGAUUUAUUUCGACCCGUCUAAUAAUGAAGUAUCAACACGUUCCCUCUGUGUCCGAGCGCUAUGGACCUCUGGGUCGACCUACCAGAACCAACCAGGUAGAGCCAGGUAGAAAACACAACCGUAGUCAUUAAUAUGUGACAGAAACACAAACCUUAUGCAAUAUACUCGUUGACGUAUUCGUUGUGCUGUGUUUCUGUGUUUUUGUUUUUGUCGUUGCGUAAUCGAGCGUGUUUAAGUACACAGGAAUACUCGCGAGAGGAGAGUUGUUGGAGACUAAAGCCAUUUUUAAUAUAGUGGGUUUUAAAACGUGUACAAAUAUCUAAAUGUGUGUUCAGAGAUCACGUGUGACAGCUUCUGAUUUACAGAUUAAAUGUUCCAACAUCCGAA